UAUAAGCUGGCUGUGAAAUCAACUCAGGCACUGUCCGGCAUUGACUGGCCGUCCUCUCGACUCUGUUCUGUCUUCUUCAUUGUCUCCAAAUCCACAGGCCUCCACACAGCUGCCUGGUCAACUCUGGAGAGCCUUUCUGAAGUCUUGUCAUCUCCCUGUGGCUCUAAGCACCAGACUUGUGCCCCAAACCCUCAGGAGCCAUGCUGCUGUUGCUGACCUUGGCUGUCCUUGCUGGUGCCACCUGCAGAGCCCAGAAUAUACUGGGCAAUACAAUCGGCAGCUAUUUCUACAUUCAUGGUGAAGAGCAGGGGGAAAUCAAGGCCAUCCGGAUCUUCUAUACACUGGCCAGACGCCUCAAGGGCAUCCAGCUGCAGUUUCAAAAUAACUGGAGUGAUAUCAAAGGAGUCCGUUCAAGCCGUUAUGAAGAGUUUCUUCUGAAUGAUGACGAGUAUGUAAUAAAGGUUCUUGGCACUGUGGGAUUGUGCCUGAACUCCCUGACCUUCAUUACCAACAAGGGGACUGAGUUUUCCUUUGGUAAAAAAAAAGGACGUCCAAUUGUAGAGAGUGGAGGUCCAGACCAGCAUCUACAGACUGUCAAUGGGAUGCACUCACCCGUCUGCCUCCAAGGGAUCGGCUUCAAAUGGACCUAUAACACAGUGAUGCGUCCAGGAGAACCAGUGCCCAUCUCUAACACUAACAAAGUGAAGGAAGAUAUCAAAGACAAAUACAAAGUUGAAGACGACGAUGAUGAUGAUGAUGAUGAUGAUGAGGAUGAUCAUAACAUUGAUGAGGAGUAGAAAGAUGAGAAAAAGUAGUAGAGAGCUCAGAUCUCAGUCCUGUAUUGCCACAUCGUAUGACCUCCUCUCAGCCAAGCUCACCCAUCUGGAGGGACCAGUGUACCAGGUGACCCUGGGCUGGAGGAGGCAAAGCCUCAAAGACCCUGUAUCUCUGUCCAAUAAACUCUGUGCAUCCAUA
Molecule: messenger RNA, 975 nt
Organism: Peromyscus eremicus (cactus mouse)
Lineage: Eukaryota; Metazoa; Chordata; Mammalia; Rodentia; Cricetidae
Product: prostatic spermine-binding protein-like
Exons: 4
Coding region: 201-797 (198 amino acids)
Source: RefSeq, a predicted model, not a curated record